Messenger RNA from Miniopterus natalensis, 972 nucleotides. RefSeq names its product WBP2 N-terminal like (gene WBP2NL). Gene Ontology annotation, biological process: positive regulation of DNA-templated transcription. NCBI's taxonomy places the organism in Eukaryota, Metazoa, Chordata, Mammalia, Chiroptera, Miniopteridae. The record is from RefSeq and is a predicted model, not a curated record. Gene Ontology annotation, molecular function: transcription coactivator activity; chromatin DNA binding. Gene Ontology annotation, cellular component: nucleus.
AUGGCCGUGAACCAGAGCCACACGGAGAACCGCCGAGCGGCCUUAAUCCCUCAGGGUGAAAGUGUUUUGAAUCAGUGUCAUGAUGUGAACCUCUCCUUCCUACAGCAACCAAGGGGAUCCAAUCUCUUUAGUGGUACAAAGAAUGGAACGCUGUUUCUCACUUCAUACCGGGUGAUCUUUGUGACUUCACGCUCAGUCAAUGAUCCCAUGUGUUCUUUUAUGAUGCCAUUUGAUUUGAUGAGUAACUGCACUGUUGAACAACCAGUGUUUGCCCCCAACUACAUUAAAGGAACUGUUGAGGCAGCUCCAGAUGGUGGCUGGGAAGGACAGGCUACUUUUAAAUUAGCCUUCAGAAAAGGAGGUGCCAUCCAGUUUUUCCAGUUGAUGAUGAGAGCUUCCUCUGCUGCUGCCCAAGGAGUUCCACUUCAAAGUGUAAAUUACUGGUUUGGUGUUCCAGGACUGUAUGUCAUUUCUGGGCAGGGGACUGUGAUGCGCAACCAAGAGAGGCCUUGUCAAGCUUACCCAGUUGUUGUCCAUGGGCCCCAACCUGUGAGACAUGGAGCCCCACCAGGGACAUAUGGAACCCCUCCCCCAGGAUAUGGAGCCCCUCCCCCAGGAUACGGAGUUCCACCAGUGGGAUAUGGAGUCCCACUGGUGGGAUAUGGAGUCCCACCAGUGGGAUAUGGAGUCCCACCAGUGGGAUACGAAGCCCUGCCAGAGGGACAUGGAGCCCCACCAGAGGGAUCUGAAGCCCCACCCAUGGGAUGCAGAGCCCCACCAGCUGGAAACGAAGCUCUGCCUGUGGGAUAUGGACCCCCACCAAAUGAAGCCCUACCUCCGGGAUAUGACGUUUCACCUGCUAGAAAUAGAGCUGGGUUUCACAAUUCUGUGGCAGCCCAGCCGGCUAGAUAUGAGACUUCUCUUCCUUCUACCUCAUCUUCUCAGGCCCAUUCACCACCUUCUAAGCAGUAA